Messenger RNA from Sugiyamaella lignohabitans, 1806 nucleotides. Its product is annotated as methylcrotonoyl-CoA carboxylase beta chain, mitochondrial precursor. NCBI's taxonomy places the organism in Eukaryota, Fungi, Ascomycota, Dipodascomycetes, Dipodascales, Trichomonascaceae. The transcript has a single exon. Bases 1 to 1806 code for a protein of 601 amino acids. Gene Ontology annotation, biological process: L-leucine catabolic process. Gene Ontology annotation, molecular function: methylcrotonoyl-CoA carboxylase activity. Gene Ontology annotation, cellular component: mitochondrion; methylcrotonoyl-CoA carboxylase complex. The record is from RefSeq and is a predicted model, not a curated record.
AUGUUACAAUGGUCAUUGAGGUCGAUUUCGAGCCUGGGCCAUGGUGUACGAUCAAGUUCAGGUCUGCAUUUCGGUUUGGCUCGGUGUACGAGUAUUAGUGGAGUUCAUGGCGUGAAAAUUGAGUCUAGAUUGGCCUCAACGGCUUCAUUAUUUGCUUCCAAGUACCAGACAGAGUCUCUACAAACACUACCCACAGCCAUUUCAAAUACAUCCCCCGAGUUUCAAGAAAAAGCUGCUGCUAUGAACGAAUUGAUCUCGGAAAUUCAAGCUAUUCAUAACCAUGUCACGGAUGUCAAUGAAAUCCCCGAGAAAAUCCGUACUAAACAUCUGGCUAGAAAGAAGCUUUUACCAAGGGACAGAAUUGCUGCUCUAAUUGACCCCGGUACCAGUUUCAUGGAUCUGUCGCUAUUGGCUGGUCAUGAACUUUAUGAAGGAGAAGAUAUUAGAGGAGGUGGUAUUAUUACAGGUAUAGGCAUUGUACAAGGAGUCAAGUGUUUAAUUAUUGCAAACGACUCCACUGUCAAAGGAGGUACUUACUAUCCCAUCACAGUCCGCAAACACCUGCGAGCUCAAGAGAUUGCUCAAGAAAACCACAUGCCCUGUAUUUAUUUAAGUGAUUCCGGAGGUGCUAAUCUUCCCCACCAGUCAGAUGUGUUUCCUGCCCACAAUCACUUUGGCCAUAUUUUCUACCAGCAAUCGAGAAUGUCGUCUAUGGGCAUCCCACAACUAGCACUUGUACUGGGUCCGUGUACAGCCGGAGGUGCCUAUGUUCCAGCUAUGAGUGACGAAUCGAUUAUUGUUAGAGGAACAGGCCAUAUUUUCCUGGCAGGACCACCCCUCGUCAAAGCAGCCACUGGUGAAGUAGUGAGUGCUGAGGAUCUUGGAGGAGGUGAGAUGCAUGCCAGUGUUAGUGGAGUAGUCGACUAUCUGGCUGAAACUGAGGAAGAAGGUAUUGCUCUUCUCAGACAAUCAGUAGGCAAUCUGAACUGGCCAAAGGUAGAGACUCUAGCAUCGUCCGCUCAGCCUGAAAAGACCAUAGACGAGCCUCUGUACCCUCCAGAAGAACUAGGAGGUGUAGUAGGAACAAAUCUCAAGGUCGCUUAUAACGUUCGAGAAGUGAUUGCACGAAUUGUAGACGGAUCGCGAUUCAGCGAGUUCAAGAAGAAAUACGGUACUUCUCUGGUAUGUGGCUGGAGUGAGAUCUGGGGUCACAAGGUAGGAAUUCUUGCCAACAAUGGACCUCUCUUCUCAGACUCGUCACUCAAAGGAGCACAUUUCAUUCAACUGUGUAAACAGAGAGACAUUCCACUUGUAUUCCUCCAGAACAUUUCUGGAUUCAUGGUUGGCAGCGAUGCUGAACGUGGUGGUAUCGCCAAAAACGGAGCCAAACUAGUUAAUGCCGUUGUUGGAGCUGGUGUUGAGAAGUAUACAGUCAUUAUUGGCGGUAGUUACGGAGCAGGAAACUACGGAAUGUGUGGACGAGCAUACAAACCACGUUUCUUGUGGUCCUGGCCCAAUGCUCGUACUGCUGUCAUGGGAGCUGAGCAGCUGGCUUCUGUCAUGGACUCAGUUGGCUCCGCAUCCAACAAAGCCAAAUCAGACGCUCUCCGUGACCGGAUCGAACGCGAGUCGCUCGUCAAAUUCGGCAGUGCCCGGCUCUGGGAUGACGGCGUCAUCCUCCCACAACAAACCCGCCAAUAUCUCGGCCAAGCCCUCGAAAUCCGCGCCCAAUCCCGAGUCGUCCAGGCCACCCGUUUCGCCCAAAAAGCGGCCGCUCCUCACGACUUCGGUAUCUGGCGUAUGUAA